This is a messenger RNA of Pleurotus ostreatus (oyster mushroom), 900 nucleotides long. RefSeq lists its product as uncharacterized. The record is from RefSeq and is a predicted model, not a curated record. Bases 1 to 900 code for a protein of 299 amino acids. NCBI's taxonomy places the organism in Eukaryota, Fungi, Basidiomycota, Agaricomycetes, Agaricales, Pleurotaceae. The transcript has 4 exons.
AUGUCCGACGUAGAUGGUGACUGCUCGAUCACCGCCGCUGGGCGGACUACAUCUGAGCUGAGCUCGGUGACACCGCCCACGACUACCGUGACCAUCACAAAGACAGAAAUCCGUUUCACGACGUCGACGAUCUUGCGAGUCGUUCGACCCACCCUGAGCCCUGUUAUACCCACCGCCCGUAGGAAUAAAAUUUCAGUGCCCCCAGUCAAUGUACCCGCUGCUCGCUCCUCUACGUUAAGUUCUUCUUCAUCCUCAGUUGUGAUCUCCUCUCCUCUCAAUCUCAUCCCCACGACUACACCCUCUUCGAUCGCACCCACCCCCACCCCCACCGCCACGACCUCUUCGAGUACACCGCUUCCGGGUCCGCCUACAAAUGCUAUAUCGUCGGGGACUCUUCCACCCAGUAGCAAGAUGGCGAUCGUAGUUGUAGGAGUCGUGGCGGCACUGAUGACCGCGAUUUCACUGGUGAUACUCUUUGUAUUGAUACGGAUGAGGCGCAGGGUGCAGCAUUCGAGUGACAAGGCCGAAAAAGCCGGAAUUACUCCAUUCCCGUACAGCGAGCGACAUCCGCGUCCCGAGUCGGUGUAUUCGAUUUCAUAUCCGGUGUCAGGUGCCCAAACGGUGGACCCCGGCUCCCCAACAUCUAUGCAAGCCCAUCACGGAUCCACGUCCUCCGAGAUGCUGGUCAUCGAGAGGACUGGCGCGUCGUCGGUCAAUGGGUUCCAGAAACGCACAGGACGGAAACGCAGCAUCUACAAAAGUCUGGAAUCUAUGAGAGCCAGUGUUUCCUCACGGCUGGGAGGUAGUCGGCCCGGUACCUCGGAUGGGCAAUCUCUUCCGUCCUCCUUCGGCUCCGGGAUCAGCACCUUGGUAGCAAACCUCACAAACAAUCGACCAUGA